GUAGUUCUCCUGAAAAGGUGAAUAAACCUGGUAACUCGAGUUCUGACGCCCAUAUGGCGUCCGCUAUGCCUUCAUCUAUGCAAACGGGAUCAACUCUUGGGGAUCGAGUUUUUCACCCUUCAAUUAAUAGUUCUGUUGGCCCGUCACCGUCUGUAAUUUUAUUGGACGACAGGAAGGGUCUGCAGCCGACCGAAAAACUCGUGUUCGCCAACCAGACGACCAAUACUGGCGCACUUAUCAACUUCACUGAGAUUAUCUAUAGCGAUUCAAUGCGUGGAUACCGUGUGUACAGACGCGAGCACCAGGUUUCGCCAUUCUUUCGGUUGCUUAGUACAAAUAAUAUGCUUCUCCUUGCGGCAUCUCUUUCAUUUUUGUUGUCUUGUGUUGUUCACACCUCAGCAUCACAGCUUCACCAUCUGCACUGGUUGCAUCUAUCUGGUGCAACAGAUAGCAACCGCAUGAGAUCAGGUCUUGAUUCGGGCAUCGAAAAACAAUUGAAGGCAUUCGCCUCACUUAAGCUGAAUGUAACGGCCUGUAUUUUUUUCUGGACACUUUUAAUGAUACAAUUAAUUCGUGCCUACCGCAGUGUCUAUGUUGAGGAGGUGCUCGCGAUCCGCGGCAUUGGGCUGCAAUUUACCAGCUUUGGCGUUUUCAACCACGUCCGGGAAAAGCGGUUCGUGGACCGAAUGUUGAUACGCUUAAUCGCAAUUCAUGAUGCCUUCUAUCGCUACCAGCCUAUCUUCUUGCUUUCUUCUUCGAUUGAAAACGAUUCGAGGCGCCUUGUGUACUUCAGUGAGACGCUGCCACGUUUGCCAGUGCUGCGUCAUACGCUCAAUGGGAUCCGCCACGUCUUGUAUGGAGAAGAGGAGCAUGGGCCAAGCUUGGCGGAUAUCCAGACGAUGUCUCAACCUAUCUUUGGACGCUCCAUGAGUACAAGCGAUGAUUUCAGCAAAGGGGAUUAUAGUGGCGACGAGGAAACAAACAUCUCCGAUGAGUCAUAAUCAUCCAUUUCUAGAAAGAAGCUAUUCUGAAGAAAGUUCCUUAGCUACUGAUUUAAAUCCGCGAAUGGAAAUAAUAGAUAUAAGUUUUUCUUAA
This is a messenger RNA of Phytomonas sp. EM1, 1095 nucleotides long. The record is from the annotation of a GenBank genome assembly. NCBI's taxonomy places the organism in Eukaryota, Euglenozoa, Kinetoplastea, Trypanosomatida, Trypanosomatidae.